AUGGCUCGAUUCAAGACCCCCUAUCUCGUUAAGAAACGACGCGGGGACCGACAGAGGGCAGAAGCGGAGGCCGCCCUCGCGCUACAGCAGCAGAACUACGACGAACACUUCCCACCUGCUUCACGUUCCCGCUCUCGAGGACGGACGCGGUCUCGCUCGGCAGCGGGGACUCGAUCUCGCCAGCAGAGCCGAUCCCGGAGCCGGGCACGCAGCAGAACCCCCGGACAGAGCCGUGGUCGUUCAAGCUCGCGACGUCCGAAGCAAGCCGGCCACCGGGACCUGGAGCUAUCUGACAAGGCCUGGGGAUAUGGCUACACUACAGCCAAAGGCCGACGCCUGUGGCAGGACCUGCAUGAUGCAGAAGUAACUCUUAUUACCGAUCCCACGGCGCCGACUCGCACGGGCACGUCAACGGCACGGGACACGACGCCGGACCUGACGGCGGUCCGAAACGUGCUUCAAGCAACGUGGCGCAAUACCUUUGAAAAUCUCGGUAGCGACCACAUGGUCAUAGAGACACGGAUUCCUCAGGCGGGUACACCCCCUCCCCCUAAGUUAUUCAAAUGGACGGACUGGGACAAGUUCCGAAAACAGCGAGUCGAACAGAGAGGUGAGGAGACCAUCGAUAACAUCGAGGCAUGGAUGGAGACACUGAAUGACGACAUGAACAGGGCGACACAGACGGUCACACCCGAAGUCCAGGUUGAUAAAAUCGACAGUCGACUAGCCCACCUCUGGGAAGCCAAGACAUCACUAUACGCAAGAUGGAAGAAGCAACGGCACAACCGAAAGCUUCGUAAGAAGAUCGCACUGAUCAAUCGCCAGCUAGAAGAACAUUGCCGCACCUUAAGCCGCCAGCAGUGGUACGACAUCUGCAACGCAAUCGACGGUCAGCUGCACAAUGGCAGCACGUGGCGUCUCCUGCGUCACCUGUUGGGGGAAACGCAGGGCAAGUCUGCUCAACGUGCCAACCUGCAGCGCCUUCUACACAAGGAACGGGCUACCACGAGUGAUCAACAGAUCGUGACACGCCUGCUAGACAAGUACUUCCCUCAACGACCCGAUGUCCAACACGGAGAUUACACCGGCAAGCCAAACGCGACGCUCGAUGAAGAAUUUCACGAGUCAGAGAUCCGCGCAGCUCUACACGACCUUAAUGGCAAAUCAGCACCUGGUCCUGACAAGGUUACAAACAAGACUCUACGAAACCUUGAUGAUGUCUCGAUCACCGCUCUCACGACAUACGUCAACAAAUGCUGGCGAGUUAUGAAGCAUGCGUUCCUCACCCGUAUCAACCGCCACCUCGAGGACACUGGAGCCUACCCAUCCACUAUGGUGGGCUUCCGGUCACAUCUCUCCACUCAAGACGUUAUGCUCCAGCUCUACCACCAGAUCAUCAACGACCCAACUAGUGGCACCCGCGCCAUCCUUGGUCUCGAUCUGGAAAAGGCAUUCGACAAUGUAUCACAUGCAGCAAUCCUGAGCCGAAUUAACAAGCUCAACAUGGGCGAGCGCAGCUAUAACUACAUCAGAGACUUCCUGUCGUGCCGCACAGUCACCCUCGCAGUCGACAGCAUGACAUCCCACGAACAUGCACUAGGAAGCGCCGGCACUCCUCAAGGGUGA
Molecule: messenger RNA, 1626 nt
Organism: Dermacentor silvarum
Lineage: Eukaryota; Metazoa; Arthropoda; Arachnida; Ixodida; Ixodidae
Exons: 4
Coding region: 1-1626 (541 amino acids)
Molecular function (GO): catalytic activity
Source: RefSeq, a predicted model, not a curated record